GCGCGCGGCCAUCUGCCGCCUCGGUCCAUAAAUCGGGCGGGGGCUGCCGGGCGCGGCUCCUGCACGGCCCCGGGGGGUCCCGCACGCUGCCCGGGCGGCGGCAGCGGCAACAGCAGCAGCAGCGCGGGGCUCCGGCAGCACCGCCGCCCCCGCAGCGCCGGGCCGCGGAGCGCAGCCCAGCCCGCCGCGGCGAAAGUUUUGCCUCGCCUCGCCUGGCCCCGCGCCGUGGCGGAGCCCCUGCCCGGCUCGGCCUGGAGCCGGCGGCGGCCCGGCGGGCAUCGCCUCCCGACGCGGGGCGCCGGCAGGGCAGCGGCGCGCCCGUCCCCGCCGCGCCAUGCCGCUGGGGCACAUCAUGAGGCUCGACCUGGAGAGAAUCGCCCUGGAGUACGUCGUGCCCUGCUUGCACGACAUCGGCUUCUGCUACCUGGACAACUUCCUGGGGGAGGUGGUGGGGGACUGCGUGCUGGAGCGGGUGAAGCGGAUGCACCGCGACGGGGAGCUGGCCGACGGGCAGCUGGCCGGCCCCAGCCGCGGCGUCGCUAAGCGGCACCUCCGCGGCGACCAGAUCAAGUGGAUCGGGGGCACGGAGGAGGGCUGCGAGGCCAUCAGCUUCCUCCUCACGCUGAUAGACCGGCUGGUGAUGUACUGCGGGAGCCGGCUCGGCAAGUACUACGUGAAGGAGCGAUCCAAGGCUAUGGUUGCUUGCUAUCCUGGAAAUGGAACUGGGUAUGUUCGUCAUGUGGACAAUCCAAAUGGUGACGGGCGUUGCAUCACCUGUAUUUAUUACCUGAAUAAGAACUGGGACUCUAAGCUGCAUGGUGGAAUUCUUCGGAUAUUCCCAGAAGGAAAGUCCUAUGUAGCAGAUGUUGAGCCGAUUUUUGACCGAUUACUUUUUUUUUGGUCAGAUCGAAGGAACCCACAUGAAGUCCAGCCUUCUUAUGCAACCAGAUAUGCCAUGACUGUGUGGUAUUUUGAUGCCGAAGAAAGAGCAGAAGCCAAAAAAAAGUUCAGGAACUUAACCGAUGCAAGGAAGAGAGAAGCACCUCUUAAUGAAGACUAAUCAACUGUUCCUGAACUCUUUGUGAGGAAAUAAGAUCCCAAAGAUGACUGCCAUUUCCAGCGAACAAGGGCAAAUUCUUGUUAUGCACAAGAACACACUGGUUGUGUCUAGCAUGUGCAUCUUAUAUUGAUGGUACUUCAGGCAGCCUCCUGUCAUGCCUGCAUCUGGCAGAAGGAACACUUGUUUUCUAUUUGCCUUUUGCUGGAAAAAGUAACCAGGGUUUAAAAAAAAAAAAACCAACAAAGAGUAUCACUAAGCCUAGUGGUAGUGGCUCAGCCAACUGGCUUUUGAUCACUCUUGUAACCAAGAUAAUGAUCAUUGGAACUAGUGGUAAAAACCUGAGUCUUAUUUGCACUUUAUG
Messenger RNA from Gymnogyps californianus (California condor), 1421 nucleotides. It is a transcript of the gene EGLN3, whose product is annotated as egl-9 family hypoxia inducible factor 3. Gene Ontology annotation, molecular function: peptidyl-proline 4-dioxygenase activity; ferrous iron binding; L-ascorbic acid binding. NCBI's taxonomy places the organism in Eukaryota, Metazoa, Chordata, Aves, Accipitriformes, Cathartidae. The transcript is spliced from 5 exons. The record is from RefSeq and is a predicted model, not a curated record. Gene Ontology annotation, biological process: peptidyl-proline hydroxylation to 4-hydroxy-L-proline; cellular response to hypoxia. Gene Ontology annotation, cellular component: nucleus; cytoplasm. The coding region runs from base 335 to 1060 and encodes 241 amino acids.